Molecule: messenger RNA, 1335 nt
Organism: Tachyglossus aculeatus (Australian echidna)
Lineage: Eukaryota; Metazoa; Chordata; Mammalia; Monotremata; Tachyglossidae
Product: transmembrane protease serine 11G-like
Exons: 11
Coding region: 1-1335 (444 amino acids)
Biological process (GO): proteolysis
Molecular function (GO): serine-type endopeptidase activity
Source: RefSeq, a predicted model, not a curated record
AUGAUUCUCAACCCCGCUGCCCACCCCUCCAAAUGUCCAGCUAGAUUGGGGCCAGGCACAAAACCUUGGAAGCCAUGGAUGAUCCUUCUCAUUGCGCUGGCAGUGACACUGGUAGUGGCUCUAGUGAUCGGCCUUCUGGUUUAUUUUUUGGUGUAUGUUCAGAAGCCACACUAUUAUGAAGUCACUUUCAAAAUCCCAAGCAUCAGUUACAACAGUGAAUUGAAAGAAGAAAACUCCCAAGCUGGUAGAGAUCUGAAGCUAAGGAUCACAAAUCAGGUGGAUAAAGCGUUUCAGGAGUCGAAUGUGAAGGUGCAUUACCUCAAUUCACAUGUGUUUGCUUCUGCUGACAAUGAAGUUGCAGUGAAGAAGAGAGCUGAAAACACUCUAAGUCAGAAGCUGCAGGCGGGCCCUGAUUUCUUGGAAAUAGACUUCGAAUCACCUUAUUUUAGAGGCUUCCGGGAAAACAAUCUUCUCCUCCCCAAGCAAGCUGGACCUGCCACCCAUGUGAAACGUUUCACCCAUGGAAAAUCCACAGGACUGGUAGUCAGGAGAUCCAAACUGGAGUCCCAGAUCUACCACUGCUUUGGGGAAGACUGCGGGAUCCGCAUGGACAGCACCUCGCUGACCGACCGGAUUGUCGUAGGCGGGACCACGGCCAAGGAGGGAGACUGGCCCUGGCAGGCCAGCCUGCAGCUGAACGACAACCACCUCUGCGGGGCCUCUCUGCUCAGCGACACGUGGCUGGUCACUGCCGCCCACUGCUUCGACAAUAAUAGAAACCCAAGCCAGUGGACGGUCAGUUUCGGGACCACUCUCAGGCCGGCCAAGAUGAAAAGAAGAGUCAAGUUGAUUAUCAUCCAUGAAAGCUACAGGACCUACCGCCACGAGCAUGACAUCGCCAUGCUGCAGCUCUCUCUGCCCGUCAUCUUCAGCGGCGAAGUCCAUCGGGUCUGCCUCCCGGAAGCCUCUUACCAGAUCCCGUCGGGCUCCACUGUCUUCGUCUCGGGUUGGGGAACCUUCAGCACCAACGGACACAUGCCAAAUCGUCUGCGCCAGGCCAGGGUGAAAACGAUAGAUAAGGAGGUGUGCAAUAGGCCGGAGGUGUACGGGGGGGCCAUAUCGUCGGGAAUGCUGUGUGCUGGAUUCCUGACUGGGAAGAUCGACGCCUGUAAGGGGGACUCCGGAGGACCACUGGUGCUGCAAGACAUCCGAGACGUCUGGUACCUGGUGGGAAUUGUCAGCUGGGGGAUCGACUGCGGCAAAGAGAACAAGCCUGGAGUUUACACUCUCCUGACUGUUUAUCGCAACUGGAUCACCUCCAAAACUGGCCUCUAG